Molecule: messenger RNA, 3561 nt
Organism: Spirodela intermedia
Lineage: Eukaryota; Viridiplantae; Streptophyta; Magnoliopsida; Alismatales; Araceae
Source: the annotation of a GenBank genome assembly
AUGGAGGGUGUCUCGUCGACGACCCUGUUGCCGGAGGACUGGGCGGCGCGCGACGACGUGGCCGGGCAGAUUGGGCUCGUGUGGGAGCUGGUGCGCACGCCGGUGAUCGUGCCCCUCCUCAAGGUGGCGGUGGUGGUGUGCCUGGCUAUGGCGCUGAUGCUGUUCGUGGAGAGGGUCUACAUGGGCGUCGCCCUGCUGCUGAUCAAGCUCCUCCGCCGGCGCCCAGAGAGGCAAUACAAGUGGGAGCCCAUCCGGGACGACGUGGAGCUGGGCAAUACGGCCUACCCCAUGGUCCUCGUCCAGAUUCCCAUGUACAACGAGAGGGAGGUGUACAAGUUCUCCAUUGGUGCCGCGUGCGGGAUGUCCUGGCCGUCAGAUCGCAUCAUCAUCCAGGUCCUCGACGACUCCACCGACCCCGUCAUCCAGGUAAGGCCCUCUCCCAACAACAGCCCAUCAGGCCCCGGGCGGCGCCGCCGGUGGGGUGACGUAGAGAGAGCUGACCUCGAAGGGCCGUGGCGGCGCUGCAGAGCCUGGUGGAGGUGGAGUGCCAGAGGUGGGCGAGCAAGGGCAUAAACAUCAGGUACGAGAACCGGGACAACCGAAACGGUUACAAGGCGGGGGCGCUCAAGGAUGGGAUGGAGCACGACUACGCCAAGGGCUGCGACUAUGUGGCCAUCUUCGACGCCGACUUCCGGCCGGAGCCCGACUUCCUCUGGCGCACAAUCCCCUUCCUCGCGCUCAACCCCGACGUGGCCCUCGUCCAGGCCCGGUGGAAGUAUGGUCAGUCACCGCCUCCCUCCCUCCCUCUCUCUCUCUCUCUCUCUCUCUCUCUCUCUCUCUCUCUCUCUAUAUCUCCCCCUCCUCUUAUUCAAUACGAUCCGAUCGGGGACACGCGGCGGGGGGGCUCCUCUUACGCCUGGCGUCGUUGGUCGAUUCAGGCAGCAGUAGGCGACGGCGCAUUAUGAGCCCUCUACAGCUCACUAGCUGUCACCGCACCUCCUCCGUUUGCCGACACUCGGAACCGCUGCCCGCGUUUCCCCCCGAUUCACCCUCGCCUCCGCCGACACCGUCGAGCCCACACCUCCGUUCACCAUCCCCCGCUCUCGUGCCGCCGUGGUAAAAGACGCGAAAGCCCGAACAAACAGUAGCUCCGGCGGAGGGCGGGUGCAACUUUCGGAAUCAAUGUCCUCUGCAGCUCCCGGCCCCACCCUUUCUUGACGUCGUCUCUCCUCUUCCCCCUUGUUUCACCGGUCCAUGUCCAUGUGCAUGUGAUGCUCCGCGCCCACAUGCGCCAGUGUCGGCGCCAUCCUGCCCCUUUCUUCCUCCGUCGUCUCCCGCACUCCUCCCCGCCUCGCCGCCAGUCUCCCCCAUCUUCUAUCCCUCCCUCCCCAUUGGCAUUGGCAUGGGCUAUCCCUCCCGGAACCCAUACUCGCCCUCCUUCCUUCCCUGUACGCCUCUCUUCUUCAACAGAUUUGCGCCUUCUCUCUCUACAUAUACGUCUUGUCUGUCAGCGCCACCUCCUCUCCCAUUCGCCUGUGGAUCCGUCCGACCGCGCUAUCCAUUGAGAGAUUGGGCCCACCGCUAUAAACCCCGCUCUUCCCUCAUGAUCCAACUCCGCUGCGUAUCCUGCAGCAAGCUUCUUCCCUUCAUUUAUGGUUUAUCGGCCGACGGUGGAUUAGGCCAGCGACCCUGGCUUCGUCGGGACCCCGGACGCCUGGCCGAAGCACAGUAGUUAAUACUCGCCGGCCGCGGCCCGGCCUGCCCGCCCACCGCCCAUUUUCUCCUCGGUGACCGUGGCCAGGAAGCAGGAUCCCCCUCCCUGCGGUGGGAGGGACCCUCGGCGAUCUCUCGUUGGCCUCAUCCAUUGAAAGGACAAGAUUGGGGGCACCCCCAACCUUCCCUCCCCACCCCUCGUCCCCGUCCCCCACCUACGCGGUGCUUAGCGUCACACACCUACCGCCCACAGCCCUACUCGUAGAUCUGUUGGCACCACCCCCUCCGGCUGAUGCCCUCAAAUAUUAUAUGCACUUCAUAAUUAUAUCGAGCCAUCCCGCAGAGGCGUUAAAGCUUCCGGGUCGCGAAAUAUUUAUGGUACAAGUUUUUUAUAUAUAUCACAGCGAUGUUUCUAGGAAAUCAGUAUCUGACCCACGCCAGCGACGUGCGCCGCCGAAGUAUUUCGUUUCCGAGCGUCCUUCUCGUCGAUGGAUACAGCGAACCCUAGAUUCCUGUCGGAUCAAACAUGCCCUAGAUACUCGUGUUGCUUAUUCAUUUAGCUCUCCACUUGGCUCGAUUCUGCAUGGUGAUGCCGACGUCGGCGCGCCUCGCGCCCCUUCUUCUUGGUUACGGUGGAAAUCUGACGACGCCGCCGCUGUACAGUGAACUCGGGCGAGUGUCUGAUGACUCGGAUGCAGGAGAUGUCCCUCGACUACCACUUCAACUUCGAGCAGGAGGUCGGCUCCUCCACAUACGCCUUCUUCGGCUUCAACGGUGAGUUCUUUCGCCUAAACUCGUCCGUCCCCGGUGACGAUGGGAUCGUCUUUCCGCGUGCAAUCCCCGCCAUGUAAAUAUGUGUGCGGAUCUCUGGCAGGGACCGCCGGCGUGUGGAGGAUCGCGGCGCUGAACGAGGCCGGUGGGUGGAAGGAUCGGACCACCGUGGAGGACAUGGAUUUGGCUGUCCGAGCCAGUCUGCACGGCUGGAAGUUUGUCUACCUCGGCAACCUCAAGGUAUGCUCGCCUCGCUUCGCCUUCUCAUUGAUUGUCUGUGCAGUUCCUCCCGACGGUCUUCUGACGAAACCUCACUUGAUCUUCGCGACGACGUCGCUCCUGGAACAUGAAUUAAAAACAUCAGGUGAAAAAUGAGCUGCCGAGCACGUUCAAAGCCUACCGCUACCAGCAGCACCGGUGGUCUUGCGGCCCCGCAAACCUGUUCAAGAAGAUGGUGAUGGAGAUCAUGAAGAACAAGGUUCGUUUUAGAUGGGCGCGAGUUCUCUCUCUCUCUCUCUGGAAUUUCGUGAGGCUGACGUUCGCGUCCUCGGAAGUGCAGAAGGUGUCCCUGUGGAAGAAGGUGCACGUCCUCUACAGCUUCUUCUUCGUUCGCAAGAUCGUGGCGCACAUCGUCACCUUCGUUUUCUACUGCGUGGUCAUCCCCGCCACCGUCUUCGUCCCGGAGGUCGAGAUCCCCAAGUGGGGCGCCGUCUACAUCCCCUCCUUAAUCACCCUUAUCAACGCCGUCGGGACUCCGAGGUGCGGGAGAGAGUCUCGAGUCCCAUUCCCCCUUCCCCCUUCUCGCAGUUAUACAGUCGCGUACCCUAUGUAUGCUUCUGAAUCGCGCACAUACGUCGCUCCUUGUGUCGGAAAAACAGGUCUCUGCAUCUGCUCGUGUUCUGGAUCCUCUUCGAGAACGUGAUGUCCCUGCACAGAACCAAGGCAACCUUCAUCGGGUUGCUGGAGGCGGGGAGGGUCAACGAGUGGGUGGUCACCGAGAAGCUUGGAGACGCUCUCAAGUCCAAGCCCGCGGGCAAAGCGCCCAAGAAGCACCGUUUCAGGAUAGGCGACAGGUAA